Molecule: messenger RNA, 893 nt
Organism: Capra hircus (goat)
Lineage: Eukaryota; Metazoa; Chordata; Mammalia; Artiodactyla; Bovidae
Product: collagen alpha-1(XIX) chain-like
Exons: 8
Coding region: 210-893 (227 amino acids)
Source: RefSeq, a predicted model, not a curated record
CUGAGUUAUUGAGUUGUAGAAACCUUCAUACUGAGAUAUUCUGUCCUUGCCUCCUUCAGUUUCCACACAAUGGUUCUUUGUUUUCCUCCCACAGUAAGAUAUUUCCCACAGGCCUUCCUGAGGAGUUCGCCAUAGCUGCCGUGUUUCGGGUGCGAAGGAACGCAAAGAAGGAACGGUGGUUCCUGUGGCAGGUUUUAAACCAGCGUAACAUGCCACAGGUUUCUGUAAUAGUUGAUGGUGGAAGGAAGGUGGUGGAAUUGAUGUUCCAAGCUGCCGAGGGAGACGUGUUGAACUACAUUUUUAAAAAUCAAGAACUCCGUUCUUUGUUUGAUCGUCAGUGGCAUAAACUUGGCUUUGGUAUACAAUCCCAGGCCAUUUCACUCUAUGUGGACUGUAACUUAGUUGCAAGUCGGCAUACUGACAGAAAGGGUACCGUGGACUUCCGUGGAAGGACUGUUAUUGCUGCCCGAGCUUCAGAUGGCAAACCUGUGGAUAUUGAACUUCACCAACUUCAGAUCUACUGUAACUGGAACUUCAUAGCCCAAGAAACAUGUUGCGAGAUAUCAGACAUUAAGUGCCCAGAGCAGCCUGGCUUUGGAGGUACUGCAGCAUCACCAGCACCUGCUUAUGCCAGCAGAAUGUCUGCACUUUUGCCAGCAAAGCAGGAACUCACAGACAAGUGCCAGUGCAUGCUGCACAAGGGAGAAGCAGGCUCACCUGGACAGAAAGGAGAGCAGGGUGAAAAUGGUUUACGUGGCACUCCAGGCUUACCUGGUCAAAAGGGAGAACAAGGUUUUGAAGGCAGCAAAGGAGAAACUGGCGAGAAGAACAGUGAGAGGGAGCCAGGACAGCCAUAUAAUAAACCUAUAACUGAGGAGGAGUCCACUGAGUGA